Molecule: messenger RNA, 1318 nt
Organism: Sinocyclocheilus grahami
Lineage: Eukaryota; Metazoa; Chordata; Actinopteri; Cypriniformes; Cyprinidae
Gene: klf6b
Product: Kruppel like factor 6b
Exons: 4
Coding region: 154-903 (249 amino acids)
Biological process (GO): regulation of transcription by RNA polymerase II
Molecular function (GO): DNA-binding transcription factor activity, RNA polymerase II-specific; RNA polymerase II cis-regulatory region sequence-specific DNA binding
Source: RefSeq, a predicted model, not a curated record
GUUUCGCUUGUUUUGAAAUUGGAAGUUUGCAUUCGCUUCUGUGCAGCCGAGCGUCCGCUAGAGACAAACAAACUGUUGCCUUACCUCCAGCGGGAAAGCGCCUUCUCCAGGAUUUCCAGCUGGGUUUGACAGAUCUGGGAGUGUGGGAGGAAUAUGGAUGUUAUUCCCAUGUGUAGUAUUUUCCAGGAGCUACAGAGUGUCCUUGACACGGGAUACCUGUCCGCAUUACCAUCUCUAGAGGAGUACUGGCAACAGACUUGUCUGGAGCUUGAGCGCUAUCUGCAGAAUGAGCCUUACGUCUCUGCAGCUGAUCUGAGAUCAGUAUGCGAGUCUGACAAUCUUUGGAAUCAGUUUCUACGCUGCUGUGGGACUGAACCGAACUCGUCCCUGCCGGAAGCUUCCAUCCCCAAGCAGGACGGGAUCGCUACGGCUUCCCAUUUGCCAUUCGGCAGCUGUAAGAAGAUCACUGCAUCUGCUGAUGUGCUCACACACCCACUGGAUCACAGCGUAUCUGAGCAGCAGCAUGUAAUCGCACACACCCCCCCGACGCCGCCCUCACUCCCUCUCAUGGAGGGUAAAGAAGAUGCAGAAGGGGCGAGAGGGGAUGAGAUCAAAGGUGAGGGGUCAUCUGAAGGACGAAGGAGAGCUCAUCGCUGUUACUUCAACGGCUGCAGGAAGGUGUACACCAAGAGCUCUCAUCUGAAAGCACAUCACCGCACACACACCGGUGAGAAGCCAUACAGGUGUUCGUGGGAUGGCUGUGAGUGGUGCUUUGCUCGAAGUGAUGAACUGACCAGGCACUUCAGAAAACACACCGGAGCCAAACCCUUCAAAUGCAGCCACUGCGACAGGUGUUUCUCUCGUUCUGAUCAUCUGGCCUUGCACAUGAAGCGACACAUCUGAACGCAAAUCCCAAAGACCUGCCACAGCUGGUUUUCUAUGUAUUCGCUGAGUCAGUGUUGCAGAUUUUGCACCUUCUUGCUAAAGAUAUAGUUUCAGCAGAACAUGGGUAAUAGCAUUUUUUUAUCCUAUGCUGGUGACAUUUGACUUGUUCAACUCAAGUUAAAGCAUAGCUAUAAAGGCACUGAAAAGGCAGAAAGUCUGGUACUGAAUGUAAGUUAACAUAUUUGCAGACUUUGCAAAUUGCAGUGAAUAUGUAUGUCAAAAUCAAAAAUAAUAUUUCGCUAAUUAACACUUUCCAUUAACACGGAAAACUGCUUUACUGCGCAGCUAAUGUGUUUAUAUCCAGAGCAGCUAAGUGUCCAUGUAGCUUUGAGAUAAGUGUUUAUUGCUGUUUAUUACACUCGCAGAUAAAAAA